Engraulis encrasicolus (European anchovy) is the source of this 1146-nucleotide messenger RNA. RefSeq names its product glycoprotein-N-acetylgalactosamine 3-beta-galactosyltransferase 1-A-like. Gene Ontology annotation, molecular function: N-acetylgalactosaminide beta-1,3-galactosyltransferase activity. Gene Ontology annotation, cellular component: membrane. The record is from RefSeq and is a predicted model, not a curated record. Lineage: Eukaryota; Metazoa; Chordata; Actinopteri; Clupeiformes; Engraulidae. The coding region runs from base 1 to 1146 and encodes 381 amino acids. The transcript is spliced from 9 exons.
AUGGAGGUCAUGAAGAGCCAUGGCUCGCGAUGUCUUUUCUUCCUGGGCUUCAUCGUGGGAUUCUGCACCCUCUACCUCCUGCAGCAGGUGUGGUUUGCACAAGCUUUCUCCUGGAGAAGCAAUGGCGGUCCCAGUCCCAGUCCCAGCGCCAGCAGCGGCAGUCACAGCAGCAACAUCACAAACCAUAUAGCUGGGUCUCUUACCGUCCAAAAAGGGCCUAAUCGUCCGGGAGAAGACAGCCAUGUAGCGGACGAGCUGUACAAGAAAGUGCGUAUUCUCUGCUGGGUGAUGACGGCACCCAAGAACCAUCAGACCAAAGCUCGCCAUGUGAAGGCCACGUGGAGCCGCCGCUGCAACCGGGUGGUCUUCAUGAGCUCCGUAAAUGACCCAAUUCUGCCGGCUGUAGGCCUGGGCACUGGGGAAGGACGACACAAGCUCUACUGGAAGACCAUCCGCGCCUUCCGCUAUGUCCUGGAGAAGCACGGUGAUGAGGCCGACUGGUUCCUCAAGGCUGACGACGACACCUUUGUGGCGGUGGACAACCUGCGCUGGAUCCUCUCCAAUCACACGCCAGCACAGCCCGUAUACUUCGGCAAACACUUCAAGCUCCACGUCAAGCAAGGCUUCCUGAGUGGCGGCGCGGGCUAUGUCCUAAGCAAGGAAGCAUUACAGCGCUAUGUGAAGGCCUUCCGCACCAAAGUGUGCACCCACACCUCGCCCGAGGAGGACGUGGCUUUGGCCCGGUGUAUGGAGAAGAUCGGGGUUCGGCCAGGGGAUUCCAGGGACACACUGCACCGAGACACGUUUCACCCCCUCGCCCCUGAGUUUCAUCUGACGAGAAAAUUCGACAAGACUCACUGGUACUGGAUGGAAAAUUUCUACCGUCCUGCGGAGGGUCCCCAGUGCUGCUCUGACUUGGCCGUAUCCUUCCACUACGUGGACAGUGUCCUCAUGCACACUCUGGAGUACUUCACCUACCACCUGCGGCCCUGGGGCUACCGCUAUCGCUACCGGCCGUCCCCGUCCCUGCCCUUGGUCCUUGCUGGGCGUAGUCAACCCGGCGUGCUGGAGGCAGAGGUGGGCGCGGUGCUGCCCGCAGCAGGAGCCGUGUGUCACGGGGGAGAGGAGCUGCGCGUAAUGGCGUAA